Molecule: messenger RNA, 2994 nt
Organism: Orbicella faveolata
Lineage: Eukaryota; Metazoa; Cnidaria; Anthozoa; Scleractinia; Merulinidae
Source: RefSeq, a predicted model, not a curated record
UUGAAGUACGAGUUUGAACGAUCAAAGUUUGGUUAUGUUGUUUCUAGUGCCUAUGGUGGCACCGUCCGUGAAUGUGUCAGACAUGAUAGACUCCUCUACCUUGUCAAUCUCGUGGACAGCCAUACCAGAAGAACAUGUGAUGGGCAGACUACUCGGUUACCACGUCAUGUACACACCAUUGAAAAAAGCUGAUAAACCACUAAAAGAGAGUGCUGCGGUGACUAAAGUUACCGUGGAUUAUCCAGGAAAUUUACUCACGCGACUCAAAGGAUUGGAAAGUUUUACUUCCUACAUAAUUCGAGUGGCUGGUUUUACCGCUAAGGGAGAUGGAAUAGCGUCCUUUCGAGUAACUGGGGAAACCUGCCCUUGCCCCAAAGUCCUUUAUACUAACUGGGCAGAGCUUCCUCCAUAUGUUACAAAACCAGUGAACAAUCACUCACCACAAGGGAUUAUUGGAACUCUUGUGGAGGAAAUGCUGUUAAAGUCAUGCGGUCUAUGCACAAACGGGUAUGGACGUACAGUCCUAAAUUUCACCAACAGUGGAAAAGGGAAGGCUGCCUUUAAAAGAACCAUCAACGCCGUUCGCGAGGAUGUCGAUCAUAGAACACAAGUUAGCUUUCCUAUCAUAGGGGCCAUGGACGAUGCCAAAUUCCAAAAGGAAUACGUUUUUGUUCCGUUAGUCGAAUCUCCUGGAAUCGCUUUCAUUACUGUCAGUCAAGAUGGAAGUAGCACAAGUGCCAUAUCUACAAUCUUCCAGCAUCUUCCACUGUACUUGUUUUGUUUAAUCAUGGCCUACGCAGCCGGUAUCAUCGUUUGGGCUCUUGACUCAAGCUGGAAAUCGGACGGUUUCUCAAAGUCAUUUACGAAAGGAGCCGGUGAAGGUUUUUGGUUUUCGUUUAUAUCCAUGACAACUGUCGGGUACGGAGACAAAGUUCCUGUUGGGGUGUGCGCAAGGUUAUUCGCUGUUGUUUGGACCAUAACCGGCCUAGUAAUGGCGUCUAUACUCGUUGGAGUAAUAGCUACUUCUCUGACAUUCAGCACUUUGGACAACGAGAUCAUUUUAUAUGGAACGAAGGUGACAGCCUUAGCAGACUCGCCUGCUCAUCAACUUGGAGUCAGGAGGAACGCCCUAGUCAAGCCUCGCGACACUCUACAGGAAAGUUAUAAAACUCUCGAGCUAGGCGAGGUGAAAGGACUUCUGUUGGAUGCUUACGUUGCUGGAAGUCAAAUGAAAGACCUGUCUCAGCAACUGCGAGUAAAAGAAGUCAUCAAAUUGUCGAAAGGAAUUGGCGUGGUGCUAUCAGGAGAGGCGAUGAAGUUACAGAGUCGAAUUCGUGAUUAUAUCACAGACAAUGCUGGAACGAUAACAAAGAUCAUCGAGAACAGUACAACUCCGUUAGAGCAACCAGGAAAGAGUGAAGCCGAGGAACGAGCGACUGAAUUGUUUUCUACAAACUCUUUGCUGUUUCAUCAAACAAUUAUGGCGCUAACAAAGGCACUGGGAGGUGCAGUGUUUUGUGGACUUAUUUGGGAACUCGUGCGCAUAGGAAUGGGACGAAGAAAAAAGAUCCAUCCAGAAAACCAAACAAAAGGAGAUCCAAGUCCUAAGACGAGAAGAAAAGAGCUGCAAGAACCAGUUCAACAAUUUUAUGACAAUUUCCGGGAAGUUUACUUGCACUUAGUAAAUAAAUAUAGGCGGGAGGUACAGCAAAAUUGUCAACAACAACGUCAGAGGAAACAAAAUAGGAAAGUUGCAUGGACAUGAUUAAGAUUGAUCAAGACAGUGGACAAGUUUAGAAAUUAAAUAUGAUAAACAGAGCGGUCUAUAGAAACCUAGCUAUUGGUUAUUUUAUCAGUGGAGGGUGAUAGUGUUCGCAACCGCUUCCUGUCAUCGACAAAGAGGAAAGGCAUUCAGAGGACGAAUUACUCUGAAAGAGGAUCUUUUUCAGCAGACGGCAAGGAAUUCAGUUGUUCCCAUUAACAUGAGUUAGAAAGGAAUGCAACUGAUAUGCGGCCUUUUUUGCCUAUAAAACCAUUGGAUAUGAAUUCGACAGUGACAUUUUAGUUCAGGUUUUUACCAGAAGAGGCUGUACACGGUCUGAAUUGCGGCACGGGUAAUUAUGACAAUGCGCAUCAGUUUGAGUAAGGUCUUGAGAUGUUUGGAUCUCUGAAUUAUUACCGUACAGACUUGUUCCAGCAAUAACCGUGCACACCUAGGAGUGAAGUAUUUUUAUGAAAUAAAUUCCUGUAGUUCAACUGUUAAAUAAGUUAGUUGUGAUAUUGAGAAAUAUAUGUUCCAGAAACGCUAAUGGGUUCUCAGCAUGUAUGACUGCAACGUAACUGACAGUAGGUAAAUAAUAUGCUUAUUUCCCACGCUAACAAAGAAACAACAGUGUUUACCCCAGUUCAACAAAGCACCCCCAAAGAACCUCAAUGUAAACCACGUUUCACGUUAAGGAAAUCUUCGAUGACUAUGCAAAUAUUUGAAGAUAGCUUUCCUCGGCUCUGUUGAAUUGAAAAGAAAAGGUGUCAUUUCGUUUGCGACACACAGCACCUAUUUAGAAAUCCUUAAAUGCACGCUCUGAAAAACUAACAAAAAAGUUAAAUUAAAAGUUUCAUUUGAGAUCAACACAUUGGUUCAAAACUACCUUGAAAACUUUUGUAAUUCUCAAAAGGAAACGAACUUUCGCUAAUUAAACUCUCUGGUUACCUAUAUAACAAUUUAUUUAGUAAUAAGAAUUUAAUGUCGCAACACAGCGAGUCGUGGUCGCCCAUUCUCCUGAGCCAGGGGCUCAUGAAUAAAGAUUCUAGAACUUUUCCGUAAUUCUUGGUGCCUUGUUAACUCAAGUUGAUAAGUAACGUAUCCCUUUACGUAAUGAGCAAAAGGUUGUCUUAUAAGGUAAUUUUCAUAGUUUUCCGAUUCCGCCAUGAAAAAAUUUCCGCUCACAGGAAGGUGACACGUGACUGGGUUCGAGGUUUUUAUAUAAACUAAGC